Messenger RNA from Rhizophagus irregularis DAOM 181602=DAOM 197198, 1935 nucleotides. Lineage: Eukaryota; Fungi; Glomeromycota; Glomeromycetes; Glomerales; Glomeraceae. The record is from RefSeq and is a predicted model, not a curated record.
UAUUUAGAGACCCCUAGACGUUUGAACUAAUUUUCAUAAUUUAUACUUUAUGUAUUGUUUUGUAAAAGUAUUUUUGAUUACUUCGAAAAUAUUUGAUCAGAAAGAAUAUAAAGUUCAGUCAUUAUCCCAAAAAAAAUGAAGUUGCCAAUUUGGUUGGUAACGAUUCUUAUCGUUACUAUUACGAGAGUUUUAGGUUCUGAAGUAGUAACUUUAGGUGCCACGGAUUUUAAAGAAACUAUAAAGAAAGGAACUUGGUUCGUGAAAUUUUUUGCUCCGUGGUGUCCUCAUUGUCAGUCUAUUGCUCCAAUAUGGACAAAGGUAGCUGUUGAAAAUGGAGAUUAUUUAGAAUCAAAGAACUUUCAUAUCGCUGAAGUUGACUGCACACUUAAUGGAGAUCUCUGUGAUGCAAAUAAUAUUGAAAGAUAUCCAACAAUGCAUCUAUAUAACGAAGGGGUAAAAGUUGAUUCGUAUAGUGACAAAAGAAACUUUGAUUCAUUAACAGCAUAUGCAAAAUCUAAAGCAGAUCAAUAUUAUACACCUGCAAUUGAAGAUUUUAAGGAUCCGAAUAUUAAUGUCCAUGUCGAUUCUGAUAAUAAAGAAACUCCAGCUCAAGCAAAUCCACUUGGAACUGUUGUAUUAUUAAAUGCUAGUAAUUUUGAUUCAUUAACAAAGACUGGAAUUUGGUUUAUAAAAUUUUUUGCACCUUGGUGCACACAUUGUCAAAAAUUAGCUCCUACUUGGGAAGAAUUGGGACAUGAAUUACAAUAUAAAGUAAAUAUUGGUAAAGUUGAUUGUACUGCUGAUUCAGGUCUUUGUCAAAGAUUUAAAGUUCAAGGUUAUCCAACAUUGAAAUUAUUACAAAGCCCUAAUGACAUAAUUGAAUAUAAAGGAUCUAGACAAUUAAGUAGUCUCAGAGAUUUUGCUGAAAAGGCAGCUUAUGCUCGUGUAUUAGACAUUACUGUAACAGAUCUUGACAGGAUCAAAAAAAUGGACGAUGUACUUUUUAUUUAUCUUUAUGACGAUAAUACUCCUUUUAGUAUCCUUGAAACAAUUAAGGGAUUGUCGCGAUCAUUUUUCUCAGUAAAAUUCUAUUCUUCUAAAGAUCCUAAUCUUACUGCACAAUUAAAAAUAGUUAAACUUCCAGCUUUGGUGGUUCUUAAGGAUGAACUUCAAAAGAAUUAUCCCUCUGUAUCAUUAGACUCAUUUUUAAGUCGUGAUAUUAUUAAAAAUUGGAUACAAUCAGAGAAAUAUCCUUUAGUGCCAGCGAUGGAUUCAGAGAAUUAUGAGGAUAUUUUAGGCGGUGAUAGAUUAGUAGUAUUGGGAGUUUUUAGAUCAUUCGAAGGAACACAAAUUAAAGCGAAAAAGAGUUUAAAGAAUAUUGCUAAGUUAUAUUAUCAACAAAUUAAAGAAAGGGGUGGAAGUGAAGAUGGGAGAAGUGUGAUAUUUGCUUGGUUAGAUGGAACUAGAUGGAGUGAUUAUAUAUAUGGAGUUUAUGGAUUGAAUAAAAAAGACUUACCUGCUGUCAUAAUUGCUGAUCCUCAGUCAAAUAAAUAUUAUGAUACUUCAAGAUCAGGAGAUAAAAUUAAUUUAAUAGAUCAAGAGCAACUUUUAGAAUCUAUUCAUGAUGCAAAGAAAGGUUAUUUAGUUGGAAAAAGUACUAUGGGAUUUAUCGAGAAGACAUUUAGAGAUAUGUUUUCAUACGGAGAGCAUGCACAGAAAACUAUAAUUGAACAUCCAAUUGUUUCUUUAAUUAUUCUUUCUUUGAUAGUUGGAGUUGUUUAUAGAUAUUGUAUAGUUCCUCAAGUAAGAGAUGUAAGAGAUUACGAAAAAGGUAUUGGUAGUAAAGUCGAAUAAAAAAUAUAUACUAUAUACUGUAUGUGUACUUGGGGUAUAUUUAUUGAUAAAUUAAUAGGUUGAUGGUGAUGUUUUUUAUUU